This is a messenger RNA of Ornithodoros turicata, 2967 nucleotides long. RefSeq lists its product as uncharacterized. Gene Ontology annotation, biological process: positive regulation of DNA-templated transcription; cell fate specification; regulation of transcription by RNA polymerase II. The coding region runs from base 230 to 2563 and encodes 777 amino acids. Gene Ontology annotation, molecular function: RNA polymerase II cis-regulatory region sequence-specific DNA binding; DNA-binding transcription factor activity, RNA polymerase II-specific. Gene Ontology annotation, cellular component: nucleus. The transcript is spliced from 6 exons. NCBI's taxonomy places the organism in Eukaryota, Metazoa, Arthropoda, Arachnida, Ixodida, Argasidae. The record is from RefSeq and is a predicted model, not a curated record.
GAUGUCUGGUGAACCAGAGCAUCGCCCUUGACAGCCGCCGAAGCCGCUGAAGUAAGCGCCAGGGUUCGAAAUCCACCAGCCCUUCGUCAAUUACGGCAAGGAACCGUCGUAAAAGCUACCACGUAGUGCCUCUGGAUAACCACAAAACACGCCAGUCUUUUCAAUUCGGGCGUGUAUCGUGCCUCCUAUACGUGGAAUUCAAGGGCAUCGACGCUGAAGAAGCUUGCCGAUGCGAAGCUUAAAAAAAAUGGCGAUGAAAUGGUCUGUCCGCUCUCAUGUCGCAGAAGGAACCCGUGAUCGUGGGAUGAACCAUGUGGCUGGAAAUCUUGCACCACCUGUGGAUAGUUCAGAGCUAUUGAAUGCAAUCGAAAUUUCUCCAGGAAAAGUGUCGGAUAAGGAUAGCAAGCACACCCCAAAGCGCCGGGUUAGCUCGACGAAAUCAGCGAUGAAGCAGAAAAAACGUCGACCGAUAAUUCAGAAGCUCGAUGUCUCUCGGCCUAGAGAGGCGAGUCAUGAAACGGUGCAACCUACCAAUCGAAGUCCCCCGACAACGUCGUCGUCUCGUAAAUGCCAUCCUCCUAAAAGGCGAAGAAGUAAAAAAACACACGUUGAGGCACUGCUGACAGCAAAAGAAAAGCGAAUGCGCCAUGAGCCACCCGCUAAAACAAGGUCAGCAGCUGAGUUGAACGCCACAACAAGCGUCGCAGAAGUUGCUGGAAACGAUUGUGAUUGUGAGAAUCACUGCAGCACGUCGUUCAUCUGCACAAUGAGCACUACACCCAGCAGAAGCGCAACAGACAGCAACACACUGUGCAGUCGAGAGAAUAGAACACAGAAAGAUUUUCCUUUCCUGCAGUCUGUUGGCACAGCUUCAGAAAGGAUGCAUGGUAACGCGGCGGUUGUUCCGGUGACAGAGAAGGCUACCCACAAACAGGACAAGGGUUCUCAACAGGCUACACCUGCUGUGAGGGAUCACGAGCGCAUAACCUUGACAAACGCUUGUCCUCUCAAAGCCAUCUGCCACGCAAGAGAAGUGAACAUGGGGAACAGCGUCCUAGUAGCACGAGGACCUCUCGCCAGUGGGCUGGGAACACAAAGCCCGCUCCAGAAGGACUACGUUAACUGCAGUAUGUCCAUCGACGCCAGGGUGGCAAAUCGCGAAGAAUGGUUAGCAUUGGCUGCGGGCCCGCACGAAAUGGUGAUCGGCUGCGCACCAAGACAGAUAUCGCCACCGUUGAUUGUCCGUGUCCUCGGACUGGAGGAAGACUCUCUAUACACUGCGGCUCUUGUCUUUGUUCCCCUUGGUGUGUGCUAUUUGAGAGGCCGUGGCAUCUGGUCGGAAUCGAAGAACGUCUUCGGCGACAAUCAGACCGCCCCGGAGUACCUACAUCACUUUGGGCAGCGAAGAGGAACAGCGUGGAUGUUUCGGCCUAUUUACUUCCGUCACUUACGAUUGACCUCUCCACCUUCUUCUAAACCUUCACAGGUUGCGUUGGAACGGAACCAGAUGUACCAACCUGUCCUGCAGUUCCGUUGCAUGAAACACGCUGCUUCGGUGAACGUUAUUUUCCCAGAACUUCGUUUCAUUGCUGUGUGCGCUUACCAGAAUCCUCAAAUGGAGAUUCUCAAGGCACGCUACAGAAAAAAGUACAAAGUCCUAACUGACCCACUACACCAUAAAACAGCACGAGGUCCCUCCAUUUCAACUGCGAGGAUCCCGCAGCCACUAAGUAACAGUGUGAGGGUCAUGCAGAACAAUCUUGCAGAGGAAAGCGUCGAGAAUCCCGGCGGUCUGCAUCCAGGCAGAGAACGCCCCCAUCAAGAUACCGGUCCGGCAGAUGAAGACACUCGUGUACAAGCGAGGCAGAGAAAGCUCUCAUCUCUUGACGUUUCUGUAGCAGUGUCUGCAGGAGCCAGAUAUUCACUCAAGGAGGCUGACGAAUUCCUGAACGAAACCUACGAAAGGCUAAAAUUGGAUAAAGCUGAAAACUCUGCUUGUUGCGCUCCGCAGCGUGUCGACUCAUACUUUUACCGUCUCGCCGAUGUUGGUGGAAGCCCAACUAGUGCAUACGAGCUUGUUCCAAAGAAACUGUGCGAAGAACCAGCCUGCGCUGGUUGCGGCGACGAGCUUACUGGAGCGACACCACUGGAUGCGAGUUCACCUGUAGCGCAGGGAGAUUUUCCAACAACACGUGACUUCUUCACAAGUCUAGCAACGGCUCCAGUACAAGACAUCGCGUAUUUUGAUUCCACCGGCGUCAACCUAGGCGACGGACUUCUCAACGCCUCGAUCAGCCGGCAAACACAGGCGUACUUGGACCGUGCCGAAAAUGUAGACGGAACGCCCAUCAGUGCGACAAAGGAUGACCUCCAGACGAUUUUUGACCAUCCAACUUACCAAGCACUACGCGAUGCCGAAGCAGGUUUCCAACUCGACAACUCGAUUAGUGCGACCUCAAACGCGUCAACCCUCAGCGAUGACAACCUCACUCUGAAUACGCCAAGAAUUUCAAACACUUCUUCGGAAAAUGACAGUACACAAGAAGUGACGAGCGACUUUUGAGGUGACAGAGCUUUCACGGAGUAGACCUAUACGGAGCAUCCACGGUGUUAUGCUGUGUUACACGCAGCCAAAGUAACAGCCUGUGGUUCUCUCGGAGGGGCGAUAGCACGGCAAGUGCUACCGCAAAGGAUGCACAGGAGUGGAUGGGAUUUGGUAGCUAUGAUUACGAUAUUGCUCGCGAGCCGGGCUUUAGGACGUGUUCUAGCGACAAAGACAGUUCGCGGUUUCCGAUUGAUUCGGAAAUUGGUAUUCAGAGGAACAUAUCCGGAGGGCCAUUUCUCCGACUCUGCGUAGACUAGCUGCGAUUCUUCCUAUGGAAUAAAGCGUGCCGUUAUUGUGGAAGAGCCAGCAUGUUGCAAACGAUAAAUAUAAAAUGAAUAAAGGAUUCAUUAGUAAGUCAUUUA